AUGGUCGCGGAGAUCGUCAGUGGACUCGAAUACUCGAAGAAAGUUCUUCAUGAUGUUGGCGAGAAAAUUGCAAAGACACGUGAACACCAUCCACAUUUCGAGGCGGUUUUGGCUAUUGUACAGGUCGGCAACCGUUCAGACUCCAAUGUGUACAUCAACGCAAAACUCAAAAAAGCUCAGGAAAUCGGAGCUCACGGAAAGCUCAUCAAACUUCCAGACACUAUUACACAAGGAGAUUUGAAGCGCGAGAUUAUGGCAUUGAACCAUGACAACAAUAUCGACGGAAUCAUUGUUCAGCUCCCACUAGACUGCAAACACGAAAUCGACGCCGACUACAUCAUUGACCUUAUCGACCCACUGAAAGAUGUGGAUGGUCUUACCCGUAUCAAUGCUGGCCGACUUGCUCGUGGAGAGCUUCAGCGAACAAUCUUCCCUUGCACUCCAUUCGGAUGUCUGUACCUAGUUCAACAAGCCACGGGGAACCCAAACUUUGUUUCUGGAAAGGAAGUGGUUGUGUUGGGACGGUCGAAAAUUGUUGGGUCACCAGCAGCCGCUCUGUUCUUGUGGCACCAUGGAACUGUGACAAUUUGUCACUCAAAGACUCCAAACAUCAAGGAGAAGUGCUUGAGAGCUGAUAUUCUGAUCGUUGCCAUUGGAAAGAAACAUUUUGUCAAAGCCGAUUGGAUUAAACCAGGGGCAUUCGUUAUUGACUGCGGAAUCAACGUUGGUGAAGAUCCAACAUCUCGCAAAAUCUACGGAGAUGUUGACACGGAGGCCGCCAAGGAAGUCGCCGGGUACUUGACUCCAGUUCCAGGAGGUGUCGGACCGAUGACCGUGGCGAUGCUUAUUCGCAACACUUACGAACAAGCGAAAAGAAGACGUCUCGCCGGGAAGGAAGCAAAUAGCACCUGGAAUGUCGAGUACUUGAAACCAACUCUUCUCCAACCCGUCCCAUCGGACAUCGCAAUUUCUAGAGCUCAACCACCAAAGGACAUUGAGAAGGUUGCCGGAGAAGUUGGAAUCCAUCCAGAUGAACUGGACCUCUACGGUCGCAAGAAAGCAAAAGUCUCCCUCGACAUUCUCGAAAGACUUAACGAUGUGAAAAACGGAAAAUAUGUGGUUGUCGCCGGAAUUACUCCAACGCCACUUGGAGAAGGAAAGUCUACUACAACAAUCGGAUUAGUCCAAGCUCUUGGAGCUCAUCUCCACAAAAAUGUGUUCGCAUGCGUGCGUCAGCCAUCUCAAGGACCAACAUUUGGAAUCAAGGGAGGAGCUGCCGGUGGUGGAUACUCUCAAGUCAUUCCAAUGGAGGAGUUCAACCUUCACUUGACCGGAGAUAUCCAUGCAAUCACUGCUGCCAACAACCUUCUUGCUGCUGCAAUUGACGCUAGAAUGUUCCAUGAGUCAACACAACCAACUGAUGCUCUUUUCAACAGAUUGGCUCCAAAGAACAAACAAGGUGUUCGCCCACUCUCCGAAAUCCAACUCCGCCGUCUCGACCGUCUUGGAAUUCCACGUGUUGCUGAUGCCGAGCACCUCAGUGAAGAACAAAGAGUUAGCUUCGCCCGUCUGAACAUUGACCCACCAACGAUCACCUGGAACCGUGUCAUGGAUACAAAUGACAGAUUCCUGAGAAAAAUUGAGAUUGGAUUGGGACCAAAUGAGAAGGGACAUACUCGUACUACUCAAUUCGAUAUCACUGUUGCUAGUGAGCUCAUGGCUAUCCUCGCCUUAACCACAUCUCUAGCCGACAUGCAACAAAGAAUCGCUCGAAUUGUAAUUGGAUCAGACAAAGCAGGAAACCCAGUCACUGCCGAUGAUAUCGGAGUCACUGAUGCGUUGACUGUUCUCAUGAGGGAUACCGUCCGUCCAAAUCUUAUGCAAACUUUGGAAGGAACACCAGUUUUCGUUCAUGCAGGACCAUUCGCCAACAUUGCUCAUGGACAAAGCAGUAUUCUCGCAGACAAAGUGGCCUUGAAACUUGUCGGACAAGACGGAUUUGUCAUCACUGAAGCUGGAUUUGGAGCUGACAUUGGAAUGGAGAAGUUUUUCAACAUCAAAUGUCGUUAUUCCGGACUUCAACCAUCCGCAGUAGUUCUAGUGGCCACUGUGCGGGCACUCAAAAUGCACGGAGGUGGACCAGCAGUGGUGGCUGGAGCACCAUUGAAACACGAAUACCUCGACGAGAACAUUCCACUCGUUGAAGGAGGAUGCGACUCUAAUUUGAGAAAACAAAUCGAGAACGCUAACAAAUUUGGAAUCCCAGUCAUUGUCUGCGUCAACAAGUUUGCAACUGACACUGAUAAGGAAUUGGAACUUGUCUGCUCCAAGGCGAAAUCAUACGGAGCUUUCGACGCUGUUGUCUCCGAACAUUGGUCUCAAGGAGGGGCCGGAGCAGUUGCUCUUGCCGAGUCCUUGGUACAUGCUACUGAAGGACCUGCAAAGGAUUUCAAGUUCCUUUAUAACCUGGAAAUGUCCUUAGAAGACAAGAUUGCUACAAUCGCCAAGGAAAUCUAUGGUGCUGAUGGAAUCGAACUUUCCGAUGAGGCAAAAGAGAAAUUGGAGAGAUACACCAGACAAGGAUUCUCCAAGCUACCAAUCUGUAUGGCCAAAACUCAUUUGUCGUUGUCUUCGGACCCAACAAAGAAGGGAGCUCCAACCGGCUUCACACUCCCAAUCCGCGACGUCCGCGCUUCUGUCGGAGCCGGUUUCAUCUACCCACUUGUCGGAGAGAUGACCACAAUGCCAGGACUCAACACUCGUCCAUGCUUCUAUGAUAUCACUAUUGACCCAGUCACUGAAAUUAUCGAUGGACUCUUCUAA
Caenorhabditis remanei is the source of this 2823-nucleotide messenger RNA. RefSeq lists its product as uncharacterized. The transcript is spliced from 9 exons. Bases 1 to 2823 code for a protein of 940 amino acids. Gene Ontology annotation, molecular function: ATP binding; methylenetetrahydrofolate dehydrogenase (NADP+) activity; formate-tetrahydrofolate ligase activity. The record is from RefSeq and is a predicted model, not a curated record. Gene Ontology annotation, biological process: tetrahydrofolate interconversion. Gene Ontology annotation, cellular component: cytosol. NCBI's taxonomy places the organism in Eukaryota, Metazoa, Nematoda, Chromadorea, Rhabditida, Rhabditidae.